AUGUCAGAGGCUCCGAAACAAACUAAGAAACCCGUAGACGAUGGAAACUUUGAUAAGGAGGUCAUUUCCAAGUGGCCCGAUCUCGAGCUGGCGCAGACCAGAUUCAUGAUCAAUCACCCAGAAGUCAAUGCCAACGUUAAAGAAGCAAAGCUCACGAAACUCCAAGAGGCCAUCAAAGAGAACGAUAUGGCUCCAUUCUAUGAGCUCGUCUGCGCGGAAUUCAAAAUCGCUGCCGACGCAACUCAGUUGUCUGCAAUGAAAGCAGCUAACGCGAAACGCAUCGCCGAGAUCACCGCAGAAGUCGAGGAUGCUGAGAAGAACCUCGGUGAAUCGGAAGUGCGUCAGGGACUACUCCGCAAAUUCGAGUAUUACUGCCAAAUUGGAGACAAGGAGAACGCACAAAAAGCGUACACAGCAACUUAUGAGAAGACUGUCGGUAUGGGAUACCGCAUUGAUUUGGUGUUCGCUAUGAUUCGUGUCGGACUUUUCUUCCUCGAUCAUCAUCUCAUCAACAAGUACAUCACAAAGGCCAAGGAUCUUAUGGAGCAAGGUGGAGAUUGGGAACGCAAGAAUCGUCUGCGGUCAUACGAAGCUCUCUACCGCAUGUCUGUCCGUGACUUCGCAGGUGCCGCUGACCUGUUCCUCGAAGCUGUGCCAACUUUCGGAUCUUACGAACUGAUGACAUACGAAAAUCUUAUUCUGUACACUGUGAUCACAACUACGUUCGCAUUGGAUCGACCAGACUUGCGCACCAAAGUCAUCCGCUGCAACGAGGUCCAAGAGCAACUGACGGGAGGAGGACUCAAUGGAACACUGAUACCAGUGAGAGAGUACCUCGAGUCAUACUACGAGUGCCAUUAUGACAGAUUCUUCAUUCAGUUGGCUGCUCUGGAGAGCGAACGAUUCAAGUUUGACCGUUACCUGUCGCCACACUUCAACUACUACUCUCGUGGAAUGCGUCAGCGUGCCUACGAGCAAUUCCUUACACCUUACAAAACCGUCCGCAUCGACAUGAUGGCCAAAGACUUCGGAGUGUCUCGCGCGUUCAUCGACCGUGAAUUGCACCGUUUGAUUGCUACCGGCCAGCUGCAAUGCCGGAUUGAUGCUGUGAAUGGAGUGAUUGAAGUCAAUCACCGUGACUCGAAGAACCAUUUGUAUAAGGCUGUCAUUAAAGACGGUGACAUUCUCCUUAAUCGUAUUCAAAAACUCGCCAGAGUCAUCAACGCCUAG
This is a messenger RNA of Caenorhabditis briggsae, 1230 nucleotides long. RefSeq names its product Protein CBR-RPN-7 (gene Cbr-rpn-7). Gene Ontology annotation, biological process: proteasome-mediated ubiquitin-dependent protein catabolic process. Gene Ontology annotation, cellular component: proteasome regulatory particle. The transcript has 3 exons. The record is from RefSeq and is a predicted model, not a curated record. The coding region runs from base 1 to 1230 and encodes 409 amino acids. NCBI's taxonomy places the organism in Eukaryota, Metazoa, Nematoda, Chromadorea, Rhabditida, Rhabditidae.